AUGGGGCUUGUAAGCGUGGAAAAAAUAAUUGCACUACAGAAAAAGGCUGAAAACAUUCGGAAUAUAUGUAUAUUGGCCCAUGUUGAUCAUGGGAAAACUACAUUAGCAGACUGUCUCAUAUCUAGCAAUGGGAUCAUCUCCAGUAGAUUAGCUGGAAAGUUGCGUUAUUUGGACAGUCGCGAAGAUGAGCAGAUUAGAGGAAUCACCAUGAAAUCCAGUGCGAUCUCCCUGCAGUACAAAUUUGGGGAUGAAGAUUAUCUUAUAAACCUCAUAGAUUCUCCUGGGCAUGUUGAUUUCUCAUCAGAGGUUUCCACUGCAGUGCGUCUCUGUGAUGGUGCUGUUAUUGUGCUGGAUGCAGUGGAAGGUGUGUGCCCACAGACCCAGGCAGUAUUAAGACAAGCCUGGCUGGAGAAUAUACAGCCUGUUCUGGUAAUCAAUAAGAUCGAUAGACUGAUAGUGGAACUGAAAAUGUCUUCCCAAGAAGCAUAUGCCCAUCUUCAAAAAAUACUGGAGCAGGUAAAUGCUGUGACAGGUGCCUUGUUCACCUCCAAAGUCCUGGAAGAGAGAGCUGAAAAAGACACUACUACAGAGACAAUAGAAGGGGAGCAGGUGUAUGACUGGAGUGCAGGCUUAGAAGAGACUGAUGACUCCCACCUCUAUUUCUCCCCAGACCAGGGCAAUGUGGUGUUUGCCAGUGCCGUCGACGGAUGGGGGUUUACGUAAGCUCACUUUCC
This is a messenger RNA of Staurois parvus, 734 nucleotides long. The record is from the annotation of a GenBank genome assembly. NCBI's taxonomy places the organism in Eukaryota, Metazoa, Chordata, Amphibia, Anura, Ranidae.